CGGGUGAAGAACUGCGAGCAAGGAUUUGAAUGCUGGAGGAUUUAGAUGGCGGAAGAAGUCCCUGCGGCCGGCCCACUAGAUUACAUACAAGAAUAAUUUACAAAAACAUCAAGCUAUGCGGAAAAUCUCCAUGAGGAACAAUAAUUCAACAGCUUCUAACAUAGGAUUAAACUCUGUGAAUGCUAAGGAGGAACAAAAUGAGAGUCAAAACAACUUUGUUGAACUGCUGCCUCCAGAAAUGACUUUUAAAAUUUUCAGUCAACUAGACAUUCAGAGUUUGUGCAGGGCUUCACUGACAUGCUGGAGCUGGUAUUACGCAAUAAGAAACAGUGACCUCUUAUGGAAAUCUCACUGCUUAAUUGUAAAAACUGUGUGCCCAAGAGAAAUAAAUGAUGAUGAAGGAAGUGGUUAUUCCUGGAGGGAAAUAUUGCUGAGGAAUUACCAGAAUUACCAGAGGAGUAAAGUGAAACUCGAAUGGCUAAGUGGUAGAUACAGCAACAUAUGUUCUCACACUAUUUUACUAAAAAACAUUAUGUACCCAAUGGAUGUAGACACCUGGGGAGAAAUUUUAGAAGCUGAACUGGAAAGAUAA
Messenger RNA from Otolemur garnettii (small-eared galago), 592 nucleotides. RefSeq names its product F-box protein 48 (gene FBXO48). The record is from RefSeq and is a predicted model, not a curated record. The coding region runs from base 116 to 592 and encodes 158 amino acids. The transcript has 3 exons. Gene Ontology annotation, biological process: SCF-dependent proteasomal ubiquitin-dependent protein catabolic process. NCBI's taxonomy places the organism in Eukaryota, Metazoa, Chordata, Mammalia, Primates, Galagidae. Gene Ontology annotation, molecular function: protein binding. Gene Ontology annotation, cellular component: SCF ubiquitin ligase complex.